Messenger RNA from Sungouiella intermedia, 543 nucleotides. NCBI's taxonomy places the organism in Eukaryota, Fungi, Ascomycota, Pichiomycetes, Serinales, Metschnikowiaceae. The record is from the annotation of a GenBank genome assembly.
AUGGCAACUGUGAUUAUUGUUGGUGGCCCUGCAGGAACGGGAAAGACUACCAUUGCAUCCUUGUUGGCUGAGCACCACAAGUGUCCUUUCAUUGAAGGUGACAAUUUGCAUCCAAAAGAAAAUGUCGAUAAGAUGGCCCGUGGAGAGCCUCUCACUGACGAUGAUAGAUGGGGAUGGUUGCAAACCCUUGCUGAGACUGCUGCUGCACUGGCCAAAGACCCAAAAAACGCAUCACAAGUGGCUAUUGCUUCGUGCUCCAUGUUGAAGAAGGUGUACCGAGACUUUCUCGAGAGGAGUGCUGGAGAAGGAGUCACAUUCCGGUUUGUAUUCUUGCACACUCAUUACGACGAGUUAUUGAAGCGUGUUUCAAAUAGACAGGGUCAUUACAUGAAGUCAGACAUGGUGAAGUCUCAGUAUGAUAUCAUGGAAGUUCCAAGUGGAGAUGAGUUAUUGGUGAAUGGUGGAGAGGCUUUGGAAGUCGACACAACUGACAAGGAGCCAGAAAAUAUUUUGAAGGAGAUCUUAACUACUUUGGAUAAGUAA